UCAAGUGAUAACAAUCAUCGUUCUUCUUGGCACAGAGCAAUGGCUUGUCCGAAGCUCUUCUUGUCUUGUUUGUUGCUUCAGCUUGUGUUCUUGUUUCUUGUCCCUGAGGUCGCUCAGGGUCAGGGUCUCAAAGUAGGGUUUUACCAGAAGGCGUGCCCGAACGCAGAGGCGAUCGUGAAGGAGGUCAUCGGUCAAGUCAUGUCUGUCGCUCCGAGUCUCUCUGGCCCUCUCUUGAGGUUGCAUUUUCAUGACUGUUUCGUUAGGGGCUGUGAAGGUUCAGUACUAUUGAACUCUCCGACCCAUCAAGCCGAGAAGGACGCGCUGCCGAAUCUCAGCCUUCGAGGUUUCGAAACGAUUGAUAGAGUCAAAACGGCAUUGGAGAAGGCAUGCCCGGGCAUUGUCUCCUGUGCUGACAUUUUGGCCCUUGUCGCUAGAGAUGUCGUCGUAGCGACCGGAGGACUUACCUAUGAUGUGGAAACCGGACGAAGAGAUGGGAACGUUUCCAGUUUGGACGAGGCAGAUCAAAAUUUAGUACCACCUACGGCCAACAUUACAACUCUGAAAGCAGGUUUUGCAAGGAGAGGCCUCAGUGUGAAGGACCUUGUCGUCCUAUCUGGUGGUCACACCAUCGGAACUUCCCACUGCUCUUCCUUCACCUACCGCCUCUACAACUUUGCCGGAAAUGGCAAUGCGGAUCCUACGCUCGACUCCAACUACAUAGCCAGACUGAAGCUCAAGUGCAAGCAGAAUGAUCAAACCACCCUAGUUGAGAUGGACCCGGGAAGCGUAAGGACGUUCGACGUCAAGUACUUCAAUCUCAUCCUGAAGAGAAGAGGCCUUUUCAAUUCGGACUCCGCACUUCUCGAUGACAGCCAAACCAAGGCGUACCUUGAGUUGCAGGUCAAGACCGGUGGAUCCACCUUCUUCAAGGACUUUGGAGUGUCGAUGGUGAAAAUGGGUCGGAUUGGCGUGCUCACCGGAACAGCUGGUGAAGUCCGGAAAGUUUGUUCAAAGAUUAAUUAAUUGGGGAUCGACGAGGAAGACACAGGAUUGAGCAUGAAAUGAUUAGACAAUUGAUUAUUGUUGUUUCCUUUGUUCGUUGGUAUAUCAUUUGUUCUUUGU
Molecule: messenger RNA, 1122 nt
Organism: Rhodamnia argentea
Lineage: Eukaryota; Viridiplantae; Streptophyta; Magnoliopsida; Myrtales; Myrtaceae
Product: peroxidase 27-like
Exons: 4
Coding region: 40-1023 (327 amino acids)
Biological process (GO): hydrogen peroxide catabolic process; response to oxidative stress
Cellular component (GO): plant-type cell wall; plasmodesma
Molecular function (GO): heme binding; peroxidase activity
Source: RefSeq, a predicted model, not a curated record